AUGUACUGCCUCUUCUCCCUCUGGGUCUCCACCCGCCCACCCACUAAGACCAUGAACUUCGGCUGGCAUCGCUCAGAGGUGCUGGGCGCGCUGGCCUCUGUCCUCUCCAUCUGGGUUGUGACCGGAGCCCUCGUCUACCUGGCGGCCGCCCGCAUCAUCAGGCAUAUGCAUGAGUUGCGGGACUGAGCCAUGCUGGCUACAUCCGCCAGCGCUGUUGGUGUCAACGUGGUGUACGUCUCACACAGGGCUGUGCACACCCGCGUGCCCCUGCAUACCCCCAGCCUGAGCCCUGGCCUCCCUUCCCAUACCCCUGCCACACGUGUGCUCCUGCCCCAGUGCAAGAUCGCAGACCCCAUCAGCACCCUCUUCUUCUCAGUCUUCGUCCUCGGUUCCACCUUCACCAUCCUCAGGGACGUCUUCAGAGUCCUCAUGGAAGGGACGCCGCGGGGUCUUGAGUUCGACUCGGUGAAGGAGGUGCUGCUGGGGGUGAGUGGGGUGAAGGGCGCCCACAACCUGCAUCUCUGGGCCCUGACGUUGAGCCACCACGCAGUGUCGGUGCACGUGGCUGUCGGUGAGUGCCCCACGCACGGCCCAGCCAGCUGA
This is a messenger RNA of Pygoscelis adeliae (Adelie penguin), 603 nucleotides long. It is a transcript of the gene SLC30A3, whose product is annotated as solute carrier family 30 (zinc transporter), member 3. Gene Ontology annotation, biological process: zinc ion transmembrane transport; response to zinc ion. The record is from RefSeq and is a predicted model, not a curated record. Lineage: Eukaryota; Metazoa; Chordata; Aves; Sphenisciformes; Spheniscidae. Gene Ontology annotation, molecular function: zinc ion transmembrane transporter activity. Gene Ontology annotation, cellular component: plasma membrane.